AUAUAUAUUUUGUUUAAAAAAAUAACGACGUAUACGUACCAAUGAACUUUAACUGCAACGAGUGCCAAAAACCACUUAAAAAAACCCCCAAAAACAGACAUAGUACAACAAAUGGACAUACUGUGUGGCAAGUGAUGUCAUAGCUAUGGUAGGAAAGAAGAAAAACAAAUCAAGCAGGCAAAGCACAUGGUAUAUCCUAGCCAUGAUGCCAAAAUAAAAACUUGUUAUGAAUUGUAUAUUCAGUAUAAAAUAAAACUUGCAGGAUACUAGAUGCAACCAGCAGAGCUCCAGUGAAAGUAAAUGAAAAACAUUCAGUUGUAGAACUAAAUUCUAUACUAAACAAAAAUUUGUGUAUGAAAACAGAAAGUUUGCAAAAAAAAAAAAAAAAAAAAAUAAACUCAACUAUAAUAUAGAAUAACUAAUAAUUAAAGAAUAUAAAGUUUAUUUUGCAAAAUGCCUUCAACUUGUAAAUUUAUAUUAAAUAAACCAAAUGCUGUAUAUUAUAGUGGUGAAUCUAUAAGUGGUCAAGCCAUUGUUAAUAUAACUUUUGUACAAGAUGUAAGAAAUGUGCGUAUUUUUGUAUUGGGUGAGGCCAAAAUUAAAUGGUGCGAGCAUGCUGGUCGUCAUACUACAUAUUAUAAAUCGCAUGAAACUUAUAUUGACAAUGGUACUAAUUUGCGUAUUGAGAAUGUUCUACAGCCGGGCACAUACACCUAUACAUUCGAUAUUGCCUUGCCACCGCUGUGUCCCACUUCCUGUGAAUGCAAAUAUGGUUAUAUACGCUAUGUAUUGUCGUUGAAAUUGAAAGGUCCCUUUGGUCUAGAUAAUUUUGUAUUUAAAAAACCAUUAACGGUUUUGCAAAAAGUUGAUUUAAAUUUACAUCGUGAUUAUAAGCUAAACAUUUCCGUCGAUGACUCCUAUACACCCUAUACGAGUGGUAAAAUAUUCUACAACGUACAAAUUCCCUUCAGUGCAUACGCACCUGGCCAAACUGUCAAAUACACAUUCCACAUAAAUAAUCAAUCGAAAACUGAUGUAGAUGGUUAUACUUUAGAAUUUUCACAAAAAUUCCUAUGCAUUGCGAAAUCAACGGAUUUGCUGUUGCCUAAGAAAAAAGAAUUCACCGAUGAAAAUAUUAUUUUACGCAUAACAUUUAUUGAACCAUGUAAACGUUUGUCGAGUCGUCUAUGGAAGGGACAAUUUAUUAUACCUUCAGUGCCACCAAGUGAAGUUAAUUGUAAUUUCAUACGUGUUGAAUAUUUAAUGAAGAUUAUAGCUCAUGUUAGUGGUCACAAAGAUUUUCCUAUAAGUAUACCUAUAGUUAUAGGUACUAUACCUUUGCAAGAGAGUUUGAUUCGUCAAAGACCAGC
This is a messenger RNA of Lucilia sericata (common green bottle fly), 1370 nucleotides long. Its product is annotated as arrestin domain-containing protein 3-like. The record is from RefSeq and is a predicted model, not a curated record. Lineage: Eukaryota; Metazoa; Arthropoda; Insecta; Diptera; Calliphoridae. Gene Ontology annotation, cellular component: cytoplasm. The annotation marks the transcript as partial. Gene Ontology annotation, biological process: protein transport. The transcript has 3 exons.